AUGGGGAUGGGUGCAGCGCAGGUGACAGCGGCCCUGUCCCACCUGCAGAUCCCCGGGACCUGCCUCCUGCCCGAGGUGACGCAGCAGGACCAGGGUCGGAUCUGCGUGGUCAUCGACCUGGAUGAGACGCUGGUGCACAGCUCCUUCAAGCCCAUCAGCAACGCUGACUUCAUCGUGCCUGUGGAGAUUGAGGGGACCACGCACCAGGUCUACGUGCUCAAAAGGCCGUUCGUGGACGAGUUCCUGCGACGGAUGGGGGAGCUCUUCGAGUGCGUCCUCUUCACGGCCAGCCUGGCCAAGUACGCCGACCCUGUGACCGACCUCCUGGACCAGCGCGGGGUCUUCCGGGCUCGGCUCUUCCGGGAAUCCUGCGUCUUCCACCAGGGUUGUUACGUGAAGGACUUGAGUUUGCUAGGCCGGGACCUGCACAAGACCCUCAUCCUGGACAACUCGCCGGCCUCCUACAUUUUCCACCCCGGCAACGCGAUCCCCGUCCAGUCCUGGUUCGAUGACAUGGCGGACACCGAGCUGCUCAACCUCAUCCCCAUCUUCGAGGAGCUCAGCGAGGCGGAGGAUGUUUAUGCCAGCCUCGGCCAGCUGCGG
Struthio camelus australis is the source of this 603-nucleotide messenger RNA. The record is from RefSeq and is a predicted model, not a curated record. Lineage: Eukaryota; Metazoa; Chordata; Aves; Struthioniformes; Struthionidae.